CGCUCGCCUGUGACGUGCGGCGGCGGCGGCGGCCGCGGCCUGUGUGGCCGCCAUGGCCAUCUGUCAGUUUUUCCUGCAGGGCCGCUGCCGCUUCGGCGAGAGGUGCUGGAACGAGCAUCCGCGCGGCGGCGGCGGACGCUACGGGCCCUCCGCACCCCACUCCCAAGGUACUAGCAGAGGAGGAGGAGGAUGGAGUUCCGCUGACCAGAGAUACAAUAAUGUUAUCCGGCCAUCUGCCUUUAAGUCUAAUACAUGGGGUGGCAGCAGAGAUCAUGGAAGAGGGGUUUUUGGCUCUUCUGAUUUUGGAUCAUCAGGCGGCAGCAGCAGAAAUGCAGACUUUUCACAGAACAGAUUUUCUGCAUUAAUGAACAGUCAAAAUGCUGCUGAUGGCUAUAAAGAUGAAGAGGAGCGACUUCUUGAAUGUGUAGUGAAAGACAUGGAAACUUGGGAAUCUUCAGGACAAUGGAUAUUUUCGUCUUACUCGCCAAUGAAAGAAAGGCCAAAUAUCUCAGGCUUUCUUGAUUUCUCACCAGAAGAGUUGCAUCUGGAGUACUAUAACUGCAGAGCAAACAACAACAUUCAUAACUACAUUAGUUCUGUCCAAGAGUUAGCAGACCAGUGGAAAAAUCGACUGCUUCAGUUGAAAACUUUAAAUACAUCAACAAAAGCAGCUUUGCUAUCCGAAUUAAAGAACACAGUCACUCAACCAUUGCCUGCCUUUGGAUUUGGUGGACAGCAAACAUCAGGCUUUGGGUUGUCAGGCUUUCCUGUGAACAGCAGCAGUAACAGUGCUAGCAGUUUCUCCUUUAAAACGAGUUCCAGUGUCGUCAGCACAUCAUCUGGAAGCACCCCUGUUUUUGGGAGCUCUUCUGCUGGUUGUAAUCCUCCUGCAUUUGGUGUGAAGGCCUCUCCUAGCAUAUCCCACUCUGUUGGUUUUGGCAGCCCAGUGGUUCCGUCUGCAGCUUCCUUCUCGUUUAAAGCUUCCGAAACAACUAGUGGGUUUGGAACUUGUGGAUUUUCAGGGUUUGGCAAUUCUUCUGCUGUGAACUCUUCAAGCACCGCUCCACUUACAGCCUUUGGAGCUUUGAAUGCAGCAGUAGCAGCUUCUGCCUCACAUUCAAGCAGUACUUUAUUUGGACACGCUGCCAGUGCCUUUGGACAUAAUGCAACAUCAGCAUCUUCUGCAGUCACAAACAACACUACAGCAGAAAAGUUAUUUACACCAAAGAAUGAAUUAUCAGCUGAAGAGUUGAAACAAUUUGAAGCAAAAAAGUUUACGAUGGGAAAAAUUCCUCUAAAGCCACCACCAUUAGAACUUUUAAAUAUUUAGUACUUUUAAGAUUAUUCCAACAAAACAUGUUGUUGUAGCUUCUCUGAUACGUCAACUACACAAAUUUGUGACUGAGUAAUGAAAUAAAAUGCUUCUAUUUGUGUUAA
Molecule: messenger RNA, 1437 nt
Organism: Colius striatus (speckled mousebird)
Lineage: Eukaryota; Metazoa; Chordata; Aves; Coliiformes; Coliidae
Gene: NUP42
Product: nucleoporin 42
Exons: 7
Coding region: 53-1330 (425 amino acids)
Cellular component (GO): nuclear envelope
Molecular function (GO): nuclear export signal receptor activity; metal ion binding
Source: RefSeq, a predicted model, not a curated record